GUUCACUCAGUGUCCUCUAGUUUCCUAAAUCGUCGAUACAUAAUUCCACUCGUUAAUUAUGUCGGAUACUGCUGGAAAGGUAAUCAAAUGUAAAGCUGCUGUAGCUUGGAAGGAGAAGCAACCUUUGUCAUUAGAAGAGAUUGAGGUGGCACCUCCAAAAGCUCACGAAGUGAGAAUUAAAAUUACAGCUGUGGCUUUGUGUCACACCGAUGCAUACACUUUAGACGGGUUAGAUUCUGAGGGAAUUUUCCCAUGCAUUCUUGGACAUGAAGGUAGUGGUAUUGUUGAAAGUGUUGGAGAAGGAGUUACAGAAUUCAAACCAGGUGACCAUGUAAUCCCAUUGUACAUUCCUCAAUGUGGGGAUUGUAAAUUCUGCAAAUCACCAAAGACAAAUUUGUGCAGCAAAAUCCGUACUACACAAGGCAAAGGUCAAAUGCCCGAUGGUACUUCUAGAUUUACUUGCAAAGGCCAGACCCUUGCUCAUUUCAUGGGUUGCUCUACUUUCUCUGAGUACACCGUAGUGGCAGAUAUUUCUCUUGCCAAAAUUGAUCCUGCUGCACCUCUUGACAAAGUAUGUCUGUUGGGCUGUGGAAUAUCUACCGGAUAUGGUGCUGCUCUGAACACUGCCAAGGUUGAACCUGGUAGUUCAUGUGCUAUAUGGGGACUGGGUGCAGUUGGACUAGCAGCUGCACUUGGUUGUAAAAAAGCUGGUGCCAAGCGUAUAAUUGGAAUAGAUGUGAAUCCAAGUAAAUUUAAGCAGGCUAAAACUUUUGGAUGUACCGAACUCAUUAAUCCUAAGGAUCAUAAAAAACCAAUUCAGGAAGUGUUGGUAGAAUUAACCGAUGGUGGAUUAGACUAUACUUUUGAAUGUGUUGGUAAUGUAAAUACUAUGAGAGCUGCAUUGGAAUCUUGUCAUAAAGGUUGGGGAACAUCCGUUAUCGUGGGUGUCGCUGCAGCGGGUCAAGAAAUCAGUACACGUCCAUUCCAGUUGGUAACUGGACGCGUCUGGAAAGGAACCGCAUUUGGCGGCUGGAAGUCUAAGGAGAGUGUUCCUAAACUAGUAAAAGAGUACAUGUCGAAAUCGCUGCUUCUCGACGAAUUUAUUACACACACUCUUCCAUUUGAUAAGAUUAACGAAGGAUUCGAUUUGUUGCACUCAGGCAGCUGCUUAAGAGCAGUACUGAAGUACUGAGAAAAAAAAUAAACAUAUUAGUACUGUGUACCAAUUUUGAUACUCUUUGUAC
This is a messenger RNA of Habropoda laboriosa, 1244 nucleotides long. It is a transcript of the gene Fdh, whose product is annotated as alcohol dehydrogenase class-3. The transcript has 7 exons. Bases 59 to 1192 code for a protein of 377 amino acids. Gene Ontology annotation, cellular component: cytosol. Gene Ontology annotation, biological process: formaldehyde catabolic process. NCBI's taxonomy places the organism in Eukaryota, Metazoa, Arthropoda, Insecta, Hymenoptera, Apidae. The record is from RefSeq and is a predicted model, not a curated record. Gene Ontology annotation, molecular function: zinc ion binding; S-(hydroxymethyl)glutathione dehydrogenase [NAD(P)+] activity.